UGGCUUGCCUCUGCUGCACCGCACGCGCAGCCAACUCCUUUCUCACCCUGCCUGCCCUCUCCACUCUGCAACUUGUUGCCAGCCUCCAUCCUGUCCGAACCAUCACCAAACCACCGCCUUUGACGACCUCCUCCGCAAAACCACUCCUUCGCCCUCCCUGCGAUCGAGCCGUCUUCUUUUUGCUCCUCGUCUUCUGCGCCUCUCUCUGCUCGCUCUUCUAAUUUUUCCCCUUCUUGUUCCGCCAGCCGUCCGCCGUUCUCCUCACCGCCGCCCGCUCCUUUCGUCUCCUUCUCCUCACCCACAAUGGCCUCGUCCAGCCACCACGCAAUGCCUGCGUCGAAUCAGACAGACGUCUCCCCCGAGGCAAUGCAGUCGCGCAUCCAGCAGGCGCGCCGCGAAGCCGAGACCCUCAAGGAUAGAAUUAAGAGAAAGAAGGAUGAGCUCGCCGACACUACUCUCCGUGCUGUCGCCCAACAAGCACACGAGCCAAUCCCCCGAAACCAGCUUAUGAAGGCCAAGCGAACCCUUAAGGGCCACUUAGCCAAGAUUUACGCCAUGCACUGGUCCACCGAUAGAAGACAUCUCGUUUCCGCCUCCCAGGAUGGCAAGCUCAUCAUCUGGGAUGCCUACACCACCAACAAAGUCCACGCCAUUCCCCUCCGCUCCUCGUGGGUCAUGACCUGCGCUUACGCCCCCAGCGGAAACUACGUCGCCUGCGGUGGUCUCGAUAACAUUUGCUCCAUUUAUAACCUCAACCAGCAGCACAACGGGCCUACUCGUGUCGCCCGUGAACUGUCUGGCCACGCUGGAUACCUCUCGUGCUGCCGUUUCAUCAACGACCGCAGCAUCCUUACCUCGUCUGGUGACAUGACCUGUAUCAAGUGGGACAUUGAGACUGGCCAGCGCGUUACCGAGUUUGCCGACCACCUUGGCGACGUCAUGAGCAUCAGCUUGAACCCUACCAACCAAAACACCUUCAUCUCUGGUGCCUGCGACGCUUUCGCCAAGCUCUGGGAUAUUCGCGCAGGCAAGGCUGUCCAGACCUUUGCUGGCCACGAGUCCGAUAUCAACGCCAUCCAGUUCUUCCCUGACGGCCACUCCUUUGUGACUGGUUCAGACGAUGCCUCGUGCCGACUCUUCGAUAUCCGCGCCGAUCGCGAGCUCAACCUCUACGGCUCCGAGACCAUCCUCUGCGGUAUCACCUCCGUUGCCACCUCCGUGUCUGGCCGCUUGCUGUUUGCCGGUUACGACGACUUUGAAUGCAGAGUUUGGGACGUUACCCGUGGCGAAAAGGUUGGCUCUCUCGUCGGCCACGACAACCGUGUCAGCUGUCUCGGCGUCAGCAACGACGGCAUCAGCCUGUGCACAGGUUCCUGGGACUCGUUCCUCAAGGUCUGGGCCUACUAAUCGAAUAGCUACCGCUACUGAUACUGUUGCGUGCAUGUUGAUAUUCCAUCUACGACGGACGCCAACUCGACUUCGAACCCACCCUAUCGAACUUAUCCCACCAUACCAACGACCAUUUACAUCGCCAUCGAUGCUAAAUACAGCCGCCAGCGAUGACAACGUCUCUUCUCUUUAUUUUAUCCUUUACCUUUUUGCUCUUUUUUUUUGCCGAGCGCAUCCCCGGCGUAUAUUGGAUGACGAGACAAGGCAGGGUGAUGGUGAAUGGAAUUGCCGCCAAAACUUCGGGCUUUUUCUUUUGGCCAGGGCGUUUCUCUCUGGUUCAUGACGAUGUGCCUUGUCUCAUUUGCUGAUUUCAUCUGUUUUCGUUGUUUCCUUUCCGCCAUCGACCUUUUCUUUUUCUUUUUCCUGUGUUUUUGUUUGUUGUUUGAUGUUAUGCAUCUCGCUUUUUUCUUGUUGCUGUUGUUGUGGUUGAAGGGGAAAUUCCUCGCUCCUCUUCACCUUACACAUAACUUUUUUCGAAUGACGGCCUUUUCUGCGCCUCUUACUUUGCCCAGGCUUCCGACGCGACGUGCUCGUCUCCCAACAAAACAGACGUUUACUAUGAGGGGCAUUGGGCUGCACCACGGGCGAGUUGUAUUACUUGGACGAUUUCUCUGUCUUUGAAAAUAACAAAACAUCUCUUUGUUCGAAGUAGGGGUGGAAGGAAGAUAAAGAGGGGGACCAUUGUGAUAAAAAUAUGACGAUUGGAGGUGGGGAAGAUUAAAAGGUCCUCUGAAGGAGAAAGGGCUUUGUUCGGCAUGCACCCGGCGAUGGCGGUACUGAUUUGUAGUUGCAAUUGGGCUGGGGUUGAGUGUGUUGGGAACGAGGAAGCCGAGGAAGCUUGGGUAGAAUGCGAGGGGAACGGACAGGGAGCAGUGGGCUUGCCUGUCGAGGGGAGUAGUUAUACCAAAGACGAUGUGAGGGCGUUUCUAUUAUUUAUUUGAACCCUGUUUUACCAAGAUAAUGCAAGAUAUUAUCAAGUC
This is a messenger RNA of [Torrubiella] hemipterigena, 2429 nucleotides long. Lineage: Eukaryota; Fungi; Ascomycota; Sordariomycetes; Hypocreales; Clavicipitaceae. The record is from the annotation of a GenBank genome assembly.